ACGGUGCUUACGACGCCUUUUAAAUUGCGCUUGCGUCCAUCCAUAAAUUAAAGUUACAUUUUGUUUAAUGAAAAUGGCUGACUCUCUCGCAAAAUAUGGCCUAUUCAUCGAUGAUUUAAGUAAGAUACGAGUAUUGGAACCCGAGGUAUCAAAUCAGACGAACAAAUUAAAGGAGGAAUGUCAUAAUUUUGUUUCCAAAAUAACAGAGUUUCAAAAAAGCUCUGAUGACUUUAUCAAGCUAAUGGAUGAUUUAGCUAACGAAGUUGAGAAGGAAAAAAUGCGAACUAUAGGGGCGCGAAAUUUGUUGCGUUCUGUAGCAAAACAACGAGAUGCUCAAAGACAACAAAUCCAGGCUCUCAUAUUCGAAAAGUCUACAGAAUUAGAGCGGCUACGAGUUCAGUAUGAUUCACUGAAAAAAGUUGAACUUGAACAACUCGAAACCAUAGAGCAAUUGACCACAAAUUGAUAAUGAUAAUCCCGUUUCACGUAAGUAAAGUAAAUUAAUGACUAGGUGAAACCUUGUCAUCCGGAUAAUAAUAUGAUGGUAUAGUUAAUGAAGGUACAAGGUGAUAUUUGGGCUCAGCAUAGAUAAAUACAUUAAUUACACAAAUAAACACAAAUCAGUGAAUAAUUAUGGAAUAGAAUAAUAAAAAUUUCUUAAGAACAUUGUUACAUGCGUAAUUUUUUUUUGCUUCAGGAAAUAAUGGAUAUAAUAGAUAAAAUUAUAGUAUGAAUAUAAUUAAACGCAAAAAAAUUAUUAACGAGCUUGGAUUUUUACCAGCCCCAAUUCUUGUUUAAACUGCACCAAAAUUAUGCUUAGGUAAUUAUUCAAGGUUGCUGAACGAAGUUGAAAAGGGACGCGUACAUGUAUAAUUGCCUAUCCUUAGCAAACUGCGUACAUGUUCGAGCGUUAACAUUAUCGUUUAUACAGCAACAAUCAUAGUUAUUACUUCGCGUUUUGAACUGUUGAAAAACAGCGAAAGUUCCUCAAUUUAAUUCAUGUGUUUAUUGUUUUUCACUUAUCGCGGAUAGGCAUAUAAUCGAAGUUACUUCUGUGUUGUAUGUAUAAAAACAAUAAUAUUAAUGAUAAUAAUAAUCACAAUAAUUCUAAUAAUAGUAUGAAGGAUAAUAAUAACAGUGAUGGGUAUGUGAUGUACUAAUAUAUGAUUGAUUUUAUGCGCAGCUGUAAUCAUGUGUUCCGCUACCUUUUUGUUUAAACUAAUUUUUUUUCUUUUGCUGCAGCUCGGUAAUAUCUCAAUGUGUGAUAAUAAAAAUAGGUAAUUUAAUUCAGAUACCACAAAUAUAGUCACGCAACCAUCCAUACAACCAUAGUAACCAGGAAUUCAAAAAUAAACUUUAUUUAGUAAAAAUAA
Athalia rosae (coleseed sawfly) is the source of this 1373-nucleotide messenger RNA. It is a transcript of the gene IFT20, whose product is annotated as intraflagellar transport protein 20 homolog. The transcript is spliced from 3 exons. Gene Ontology annotation, biological process: centrosome localization; protein localization to cilium; intraciliary transport. NCBI's taxonomy places the organism in Eukaryota, Metazoa, Arthropoda, Insecta, Hymenoptera, Athaliidae. The record is from RefSeq and is a predicted model, not a curated record. Bases 68 to 466 code for a protein of 132 amino acids. Gene Ontology annotation, cellular component: centrosome; intraciliary transport particle B; cilium.